Messenger RNA from Cantharellus anzutake, 1562 nucleotides. RefSeq lists its product as uncharacterized. Bases 147 to 1226 code for a protein of 359 amino acids. Lineage: Eukaryota; Fungi; Basidiomycota; Agaricomycetes; Cantharellales; Hydnaceae. The transcript has 9 exons. The record is from RefSeq and is a predicted model, not a curated record.
AACAUGGGGGCCAAGAAAAGACGGCUAACCCCCCCCUUUCCGUCUUCGUAAGCUUGGUGGAUUCCAACGUUUUCCGGGAAUUCGUGCUGUCUUUUCGUUCCCGGGUUCGUGUUCCAGUAAAAAAAAAAAAACACCACACCUGGAGGAUGCCGUCUUCUCAAUCGCGAGUGACCCGUUCGUUGCCCACACCUUGGCCUCGUGUCACAAUGGAUUCAAUUUUCCGUCAAGCGCUUCUUUUCUCUGCGCUUUUCCUAGCGUUUGGAGGGGACAAAGUGUUAGCGCAAACUACGAAUGUCACUUGUCUCCCUAGCUUUGAUUGGGCGUUGAAUAGCGCCAAAGAAAACCCGUGCAAGGUUGCGUCAGAACUCCAAGCAGUGUGUGGUGGAGGAUGGACUGUGACCUCCCUCCCGCCGAACUAUCACUAUAUCGGUGAGAGCGUAACACCCAUUCACCCGAACUUUUAUGUGCUCAGCAGACAAACCAAAGGCCCGGUAAAGGGUAGUGAUACAAAUGGUCCAAACUAUUGUACUUGCACCUCCAUUGUGUACGAGCUAAUGUCGGCGUGUGGGGCUUGCCAGAAUCGGACAUUUAUAUCCUAUCCGGCUUGGACGGUUGACUGCGGUAACAUCUCGACUGUGGAGGGCGUGUACACACCGUCGUUGAUUCCUUCUGGUGCUCUUGUGCCCCGCUGGGCUUAUCUCAAGCCUUCUAGCUACGGUGGACUAUUCAACCUCGAAGUUGCGAAGCAGAUUGGUGAUCUACCUGAAAGUUCUCAGUUAUUCUCAUCGAGCACGACAUCAUCCGGCGGUCUCACGACAGCCUCUACCCCUUCAACCUCCACAAAUUCCAUCACCACCUCAUCUACCACAAACAACAAUCCAACGACGACGACGACGACAACGACGACAACGACGACAACGACAACGACUCGAUCUGGGGGAAGUUCGAACACCGGCCCAAUUGUUGGGGGCGCGGUUGGGGGUGUGGUUGGUCUUGGCCUGGUUGCAGUGCUUGCAGUAUGGGUCCUUAAGAGACGGUCAGGCAAGCCCCCCAGUCAAAACCUUGCAGUUUCAGGUCCUUCAUUGAAUGAUGGCUCCACGCGACCCCUGAGCAUGGCUACCGCUCCACAGCCUGCGUUCCAGGAACCGUACUUUGUGACACCGACUAAUCAUCACCCCCCAUAUAAUAUCCAGAAUCCCGGAUAUAGUGGCGCCCCUGAACCAUAGUUUUCUCUCCAGCUUUCCAUCUCGCAGCUGAAGAAGGCCUCCCCCCUCUUGUGUAAUGAACGCCCCCCUGCCAUUUUCCUAUUUUCAUCAUUUUGUUUUAUCAUCCAUCCUCAAACCUCUUCAACCUUGAUUUUAUUAUUCAUCUAGUCUGCACGCGGGGGCGAGGGUGCCCCCAUCGUUGGAUGCUCAAUUUAUAUAUAUAACACAUUUCUUGCGCGUUGUACUGUGCAGAUUUUUUUCACAUUUUGCCUCUAGGGACUUUUUGCAUGGUUUCAUCAUGUGUUGUGUUGUUGUGAGCUCCCAAAAUACACAUACUGGUGGUGCCUUCAUGACUGU